This is a messenger RNA of Pogona vitticeps (central bearded dragon), 1838 nucleotides long. RefSeq names its product POF1B actin binding protein (gene POF1B). The record is from RefSeq and is a predicted model, not a curated record. Lineage: Eukaryota; Metazoa; Chordata; Lepidosauria; Squamata; Agamidae. Gene Ontology annotation, molecular function: actin filament binding. Gene Ontology annotation, biological process: actin filament organization; epithelial cell morphogenesis; bicellular tight junction assembly. Gene Ontology annotation, cellular component: adherens junction; actin filament; bicellular tight junction.
CGCACCUACAGCAGCCCCGGCGGGAAGCGGGCCCAGCUGCUGGAGGCCCCCGACGGCUGCCCGGCCCGGGCCCCCUCGCCCUUCGAUUCCCCCCAGGGCUACCAGCACGUCAUCUGGAGCAGCGAGCCCCCCUUGCCGGAAGUUUCAUCUCCCUCUUUGAAGUUGACUCCAUAUUCCCAGGGCAGCAUCCGCAGGAUUAUUUUGGAGAACCCGGAACAGGAGCCACUGUCUCCACUUCUUAAAGGAGGAAAUAAUGUGAUUUAUGAGAAAACGAUCAGAAAAUAUGAAUUGCUAAAUCCUGAUCAGGAGAAGCAGUACCGGUAUGCCCUCCAGCAUGACCAAUGUAAUGUCAGCCCACCCCAACCCGUGGAACAUGUUCAGGUGGUCCAGCAGCAAUGCCAGCACACCCAGACAGGCAAUGGCUACGACAUAGGCCCAAUCUCUGUCAAUGAUGCUGGAAGGGGGAUUGUGAAAAAAGUCACCAUUCAGCCAUGUGAGCCAGUGAAGUGUGUUCAGGAGACAAAUGACCAGUUUGACUCCCGGUUCUUUGGGGAGCUCCUUGCCGAGCUGCACCACAAGAGUGAGGAGCUACACAACUGUUUACUCCAGCAUGUGGGAAAGCUUGGCGGAAGGAGAUAUGAAAUUGAGCUUCUUGAUCAAACAGAAGAUAUUGAGAGUUUGAUUCCUAAAGGACUUUCGGAAUCAACAAAGCAACAAAUCCGUUACCUGCUGGAGAUGAGAGUUACGGCCAAUAAGUCCCUGAAGCUGGUGCUUGCUACGUUCAGCAGUCUUAGAGAGGAGCUCAUUCAUCUUCAAGAUGAUUUAGGGAAACUGGAAACAGACAAGAUGUUGCUUGAGAAAGAUCUAGCUUUCAAACAAUCUCAAGUAAAAGAAUAUGAAACGCUUUUGGCAUCAGUGCGAGAGAAUAAUCGCCAACAGCAGCAAGCCCUCCGGGAGUAUACCCUGAAAUGCCGCUCUUUGGAGGAGCAGCUUCUUUCUCUCCGACACAAUGAUGGAGAGCGUGAGUUUCGGCUGAAGGACCUAGAAUACAGCAAACGGGCCCUGGAGCAAGAAAUCCAGAACCUGAAACUCCAGGCUUCCUCUAAUCCUCUGGGGCAGACCACCACUGAUGAACUCUCCAGCCGCUACGUGGAGAUGAUCAAUCAACUCAGAGAGGAUAAAGACCGAGAAAUACGCAGCUUGAGGUCCCAGUUGUGCGAGUUCCAGAAGGAUUUUUCGAGGCAGCAAGGGACGGACAUUGACCUCCAGAUGAAACUGCAAGAGUUGACUUUAAGGCUGGAGGAGAAAGAAUCUUACAUUAAGCAGCAAGAAGAUGAACUCUUCAGGUUGAAGCAAGAAAAGCUAGCCAUCAGUCCGUCUCAAGGACUAACCAAGACCAUCAUAACCAAAAGGUACAGGAAUCAGUACCCCAUCCUCGGCCUUUUGUCUGACGACUACAAAGUGACAUCAUCGCCUGUAAAGGAGUCGCAGACCAUCGUGAUUGAAAAAACGGGGGAAAUUUGGAAACAGGAAUGAACGGAUCUCCGGACAAGCUACGGCCGAUCAGAGGAACUCGUACAAAUGAAUGUUGUUACUGUACAUUAUUUUUCUGUUUCGUCUUCCUGCUCCUGCCCUACCCGCUUUCUGUUAACACUUGAGGUCUGCACGAGCCUGGUUUGGGGGAAGGAGGUUUACAAGCACAUUACAGGACGUAAUGAAUUUAGGGAAGGUGAAUGGGAAAUAUGGGUCUUAACCAUUUUGGGCUUAAACUGUUGAAAUUCAUUAUCUUCACCCUUAACUGAGACAGCUUGUCAGUUGGUUGAAGGCAUGGACUACAU